AUGGCAAAAUGGCGGGUGUUGGGUAAGGCCUUAUCCGGCCAGGUUAGCAUGUAUAACCCUGGCCAGAGCUGUCCAGGGCCGUACAAGCUGGCACUGUUGGCCAAUCAACCUCUAACUUCAAUGCUUCAAGAAUUAGAAAACACAGAGGUUCUCAUGCACAUAGUGAGGGACCGCACUUACACAAGUGUGAUUGCAUACGUCACUGAUCUUCUGUCAUAUCAUGACAAUCAGCUUCGACAUAACUUGAAUGCUGUCAAGGGUAUAGGUGACUGCAUUAGUCAGAUGUAUCAUGACUAUGAUGCUGGCCCAUUUGCAUUUUCCUUGACUGACCUCCAUCAGAGCAAUAUCUUUGUGGACAAAGACUGCAACAUCACUGAUAUAAUUGACCUGGAAUGGGCUGCUUCUCUUCCUUUUGAGUUCAUCCAGCUCCCGCACUGGCUAGGCGGUAAGGAGCUUGAUGCAAUCGACUUAGACCCUUACAACAACCAUGUUGAAGAAUUUACGCGGAUCCUCGAAGAAAGUGAAAAGGAAGGUAGAGGAAGCCGAGAGCCAUCGAUAAUCCAACCCCAGUUCGCUGCGCAGCACUUAAAAGAUCAGGAAUUCUACAAGAUUGUUGGGUUUUAUUGGUGUCGCGAAGCCAGCGCUUUCAUUCGGGCAAAAUGUAAUGACAAGAAGAACUGUGACAUCCAGCUCAGAGAGGCGUUUCAGAUGAACAACUAGGCACAGAAACCGAUGUAUCGCACUCCAAUGCAUACAAAGUUCAGCUCCCACUUCGCCUGCGACUUAGGGUACAUACUUUCUCAGACUUGGUCCACAUUCAUAUGACAUUCAACGACUUUCUUUGGAUUUCCCCUUAUCGUUGUCGGUAGAACCUUCCCCAACCUGCACGUCGAGGUGUGUGUUUUCUGGGACCCGAUCUAAGACAUUCGAUGCCCGUUUCGCUUUCACAGCCGCGCUGGAGCUAGUGAGUUGCUCCAGGGCCUUGAAAUCUGAAACCAAGCCCACCGUCGCCUCUUCUACCUCUGACUCGCGCUGACCUGAACACUGCGAAGGUUUGGAUGAUGACUGCGUGUUUUCUUCGCAUCGUGGGAGUACUCUAUGAGUAGGUUGGUUUUG
Molecule: messenger RNA, 1116 nt
Organism: Blastomyces gilchristii SLH14081
Lineage: Eukaryota; Fungi; Ascomycota; Eurotiomycetes; Onygenales; Ajellomycetaceae
Exons: 4
Coding region: 1-720 (239 amino acids)
Source: RefSeq, a predicted model, not a curated record